AGCCUUGCAGGCCAAGGUUCUUACUUACUGUACAUUGACAUGUUCUUAAGUUUACAGAUGAACCACCUGUGUUGUUGGUGAUAGUGCAUAAGCUAGUUAUGUGGAAUUGGUCAACGUUAAUUGUUCACUUCUGCGUUGUGUUCUGCUGGAAAAUUUAAAUUUUUAAUAAGUUUCAUCUGUAAGGCUUGUGAUUAUCUCUUUGAUAUACUUGUGAUUAUCUUGAGCUUUAGGAUGAGCACUAAACAUGUCUUCCACAUUUUUAAAUAUUUCAUGUCAUACUCAUUACCAAUAUUAUAGUAGAAUUUUCAAUAUGGAUUUGAUUUAUUUACUCUUAUGGUCAACUAUUCUGGUGAUCAUUCUUCUAAUCAUGGUUAAGUCGUUGACUUGCUGUGAAAGUAUACAUGACAAUUCCACCAUCUUGGUCUCUUGUGAUAACCAUCUUGGUCUCUCCCUGCAAAAUGGCCAACUCAAUCCUCCUCUUUUCAUCUGUUUUGCUUCUCCCUUUGGUCUGUUCAGUUCAGUUCAACAUAACUCGUUUCACGUCAAAUAGUCCUGAAGUAGCAUACCAAGGAGACGCAAGAGCAAACGGCGCCGUCGAGCUUACCAACAUUGACUACACAAGCCGUUCCGGUUGGGUUACCUACGGUAAAAAAAUCCCUCUUUGGGAUCCACAAACCGGCAACCCUUCGGACUUCACCACGCGUUUCUCCUUCAGGAUCGAUACACGUGGCGUUAAGUACGGUAACUACGGUCACGGCUUCGCUUUCUUCCUAGCUCCAGCUGAGAUCCAAAUGCCUCCAAACUCAGCUGGUGGCUUCUUGGGUCUGUUCAACGAAACAGACGUCCUCUCUUCCUCUUUCCCGCUAGUUCACGUCGAGUUCGACACCUUUACUAAUCCGAACUGGGAUCCUCUAGACAUGGCUUCUCACGUGGGAAUCAACAACAACUCUCUAGUUUCUUCUAGCGUCACUUCUUGGAACGCGUCCGCACACAGCCAAGAUAUUGGCCGUGUGCGGAUCUUCUACGAUUCCGUUAGAAGAAACCUGAGCGUAUCCUGGACCUACGACUUAACAUCCAAUCCUAAUGAGAAUUCGAGCCUUUCUUACAUCAUCGAUCUCUCGAAAGUCCUGCCGUCAGAAGUCACUGUUGGAUUCUCCGCGACGUCUGGGAGCGUCACGGAAGGAAACAGGCUUCUGACGUGGGAGUACAGUUCAGACCUGGAGCUACGAGAUAUCAAGAAAAGCCAAGAAGACAAGAAAAAAGGGAUGAUCAUCGGCGUUUCGGUGUCCGGGUUUGUUUUAGUAACGUUCUUCAUUGUCUUGCUAAUAACCUUCUUCUUGAGACGGAAACAUCGGAGGGAGAAGGCAGAGGAGGAGAAAGAGAACUUGACGUCGAUCAACGAGGAUCUCGAAAGAGGAGCAGGACCGAGGAAGUUUUCUUACAAGGAACUUGCGUCCGCUGCCAACAACUUCUCGGUCGAUAGGAAGCUAGGGGAAGGAGGAUUUGGAGCCGUGUACAAAGGCUACUUAACCGGGUUAGACAUGAUGGUCGCCAUCAAGAAGUUUACUGGAGGGUCUACGCAGGGGAAGAGAGAGUUCAUAACGGAAGUAAAAGUAAUCAGCAGCUUGAGACAUCGGAACUUAGUGCAGCUCGUCGGCUGGUGUCACGAAAAAGAUGAAUUUCUUAUGGUAUACGAGUUCAUGCCUAACGGUAGCUUAGACGCGCAUCUGUUUGGUAAAAAGUCGCAGCAUCUCGCGUGGCCCGUGAGGUGCAAGGUGACUCUCGGUAUAGCCUCCGCGCUGCUCUAUCUCCACGAGGAGUGGGAGCAGUGCGUUGUGCAUAGAGAUAUUAAAGCGAGUAACGUGAUGCUGGACUCUAGCUUCAACGCCAAGCUUGGUGAUUUCGGGUUGGCUAGGUUGAUGGACCACGAGGUGGGGCCACAGACUACGGGGCUUGCGGGGACCUUUGGUUACAUGGCUCCUGAGUAUAUUAGCACGGGAAGGGCGAGUAAAGAGUCUGAUGUUUAUAGCUUUGGGGUUGUUACGUUGGAGAUUGUUACGGGGAGAAAGUCUGUUGAUCCGAGGCAAGGGAGAGUGGAGCCUGAGGCGAGCCUUGUGGAGAGAGUGUGGGAUUUGUAUGGGAAAGGUGAAUUGAUCAAAGGUGUUGAUGAGAAACUUGGGGGUGAUGGUUUUGAUGAGAAGCAAGCGGAGUGUCUUAUGGUUGUGGGGUUGUGGUGUGCUCAUCCUGAUAGGAACUCGAGGCCUUCGAUAAAACAAGCGAUCCAGGUUUUGAGUCUCGAAGCGCCGUUGCCUCAUCUUCCGACCAAAAUGCCUGUUGCUAGUUAUCAUGUGUCGUCUUCGAGUACUGCGACCUCGGUUAGCUCUGGUGGAGCUGGGACAGCAACGUUUUCAAGUGCUCAACUUGGUCGUUGAGCAGGAUCUAUGUUUGCUGUGUUAUAUAUUCUUUUUUCUUCUCUGUGUGGGUGUGCGUGUUGUGUUUAGUUCUUGUGCUUCUCUGUGUUUCUUGUUUCUGUUACAGUGUUACUCUUGCUUGCCACAGAAGGUAGCUAUU
Molecule: messenger RNA, 2571 nt
Organism: Brassica napus (rape)
Lineage: Eukaryota; Viridiplantae; Streptophyta; Magnoliopsida; Brassicales; Brassicaceae
Product: L-type lectin-domain containing receptor kinase IX.1-like
Exons: 1
Coding region: 402-2432 (676 amino acids)
Biological process (GO): protein phosphorylation
Cellular component (GO): plasma membrane
Molecular function (GO): ATP binding; protein kinase activity; carbohydrate binding
Source: RefSeq, a predicted model, not a curated record